AUGGAAAAAAAACUGAACCUGGGUUCGGAGGAUAUCACCAACUCGAAAAUUGAAGAGAGCAAAGACCAAAGGGAUGAUGGAUUUGUGUUCACAUCCAAACAACACAAUUCUUCAGGGUCAUCGUUCCCUGAGUUUAAGACACCACCACUCAAAACUAAUAUCUUUUACGGUGAUGCUCGUGAUAAAUUCAAAUUCAGUGCAAAAAAGGAACGAAGUGGCACCCCUAGGAUGAACAAAAGUAGGGAAAAAGAGAAGUUUUCCACCCCUUUCCAGGGACAUGACUUUAUUUGGAAGGCAAAGAUGGAUAUGUCACAAAAAAACUAUGUGACAUCCAAUGAGUCAUUUGGUUUUGGUGUGGAUGGGAUUGGCAACACAUCACCCAUUCAUCAGUUUUUGAAUAAGAAUGAUAGUGAAGUUGUAAGUACAGAAACAAAAGAAGAUGCUUCAGAGUGUGAAGAUUUAGAUACUAAUUUUGGUGAUGAUGAAAUUGAAAAUGGAAGCUCGAAGUCUGCAAAUGAUGAAGUGGACAUAACAAAUGAUGGUGAUGGCAUGGCCCAUGUUGGUCGUGAUUCCGGUUCAAGAAAUACGAGUGGGUUUGGGUUCACGUUUUCUGCUGAAGUGCAAUCCCAUAGCCAGAAACGCUAUCCCAAAAAGAUAAAUUGGGUAAAAGUUGGCCAUAGUUAUCUUGAUACUUACAACUCCAGUCCCAAUUCGUUAUCAUCUGUGACUGGUUCUCCAUUUUCUGGAACUUCCUCUCCUUUCACACUAGAGCGAGGCCAGAAAGCUAAAGCAUCUUCUCUUCAUCCCAAAACAAGGGGUUCUGAGGUGAAUAAGGUGCAAGGGAUAAAGGAGGAACUUGCUACAAUUUCUGCAUCAACCAUGACAGCUGAAGACAUCUGUGAAAAGUGGAGACUCAAAGGAAACCAAGCCUAUAAAAAUGGGAAUUUAUCUGUAGCUGAGGAUUGUUACACGCAAGGAGUAAACUGUGCUUCUAAAGAAGAUGCAUCUGAGAGAUGUUGCAGGGCAUUGAUGCUUUGCUAUAGCAACCGUGCUGCCACACGCAUGUCUCUUGGUAGGAUGAGAGAUGCGAUAGAAGAUUGUAUGCUGGCUUCAGAAAUUGAUCCAAAUUUCCUCAAGGUGCUACUUAGAGCCGCAAAUUGUUUCCUUGCUUUGGGGGAACUUGGAGAUGCAUCCAAGUAUUUCAGGAGAUGCACGCAGUCAAGCACUGAUGUUUGUGUAGAUAAAAAAAUUGCUGCGGAAGCCUCUGAUCUUUUGCAAAAGACACAGAAAGUAUCGGAAUUAAUCAAUCAUUCCGAUGAACUUUUGCAAGGAAGAACAGCUGCUGAUGCAGAAAAAGCAUUGGAACAUAUAAAUGAGGCAUUGGUGAUAAGUUCAUGCUCUGAAAAAGUGCUUGAAAUGAAAGCAGAGGCUCUUUUUAUGCUAUGUAGAUAUGAGGAAGUGAUUCAGCUGUGUGAUGAAACCUUUAGUUCCGCUGAGAAGAAUUCAUAUCCUUUGGGUGCCGAUUGCGAAGUGAUAGAUCUGGACAGUGCACAGCUUUCAAAAGGCUUCUAUUUCAGGCUUUGGAGGUGCUCACUGAUGCUUAAAUCUUACUUUCACCUAGGAAAACUUGAAGAGGGCCUUUAUUUGCUGCAGGAACAAGAGGACAAGGUAUCAGCCAUAAACAAGAGUGGAAGCAAGGUUUUGGAGUCACUAAUACCACUAGCUGUAACUGUACGUGAGCUCUUGCAUCAUAAGGCAGGAAAGAUCGAGGAAGCUGUCGAACAUUAUACAGCUGCUUUAUCAAGUAAUGUGGAGUCUCGCCCAUUUACAGCUGUCUGCUUUGGUAACCGUGCAGCUGCACAUAAAGCAUUAGGUCAAAUUACUGAUGCCAUAGCAGAUUGCAAUCUGGCUAUAGCUCUUGAUGGAAGAUACUUGAAGGCACUUUCCAGACGUGCAACUUUAUAUGAGAUGAUCAGAGAUUAUGACCAAACAGCAAGCGAUAUAAGGAGAGUUCUCUCUGUUUUCAUUCAAGAGGAUGGGGAUAAUAGUAAUCAGCAUGGCAUAUCUGAUAGAUCAAUCAACUAUGCCAAUGAUUUGAAACUUCACCAAAUUUGGCUUUCGGAAAUAGAGGAGGAAGCCAAAAGGGGGAUACCUCUUGAUGUGUACCUCAUUUUAGGAGUUGAACAUUCUGUUUCAUCAUCUGAAAUCAAGAAGGCCUAUCACAAAGCCGCACUUAGACAUCACCCUGACAAGGCUGUCCAAUCUUUGGCAAGAAGUGACAUUGGAGAUGAUCAGAUAUGGAAGGAUAUUGUUGAAGGAGUAUGCAAAGAUGCCGACAGGCUUUUCAAAAUAAUUGGAGAGGCAUAUGCAGUCCUGUCAGAUCCUGCCAAGCGAUCACAGUUUGAUUCUGAAGAAGAAAUGAGAAAUUCUCAAAAGAAACGCCAAGGAAAUAGCAUGACUAGAAAUAAUGUCAUGGACCAAACUGACAAUAGGAGACACUGGAAAGAUGUUUCGAGAUCAUUUGGUAACUCGUUUUACAGAGAUUCUGAAGCUGGCCGGUCAAGUGAAUGA
Sphenostylis stenocarpa is the source of this 2571-nucleotide messenger RNA. The record is from the annotation of a GenBank genome assembly. Lineage: Eukaryota; Viridiplantae; Streptophyta; Magnoliopsida; Fabales; Fabaceae.